AUGGCCAUUCAACAGUUCUUGAAUGAUAGUCCUUUACUGCUUUUGGGAAGAAUUCUCACGCAGUAUGUGUGUGUGUUUUGGGGUAUUAGUAUGGCAUGCUAACUGUGAUUUCUAUUCAUUGCAGGGGAAAUCUUAUCAUUAGUAUCAAGAUAUGGCUACCUCUAGCUCUCCAAGGGGCCGACAAAACUAUGCAACGGCAUUGCAGUUUGGACCAACUCAUGUUAAAAUGCCAAAAGGGAGACACCAGGCAACAAUAGUAUGGCUACAUGGCCUUGGUGAUAGCGGUUCUAUAUGGGCAGAGAUCUUGGGAAGCUUUCCUGUUCACAAUGUGAAGUGGAUCUGCCCUACUGCCCCUACUCGCCCCGUUCCUAUAUUUGCUAGACUUCCUGGUCGCGCUUGGUUUGAUCCAAGAGACGUAUCUGAGGAAGAUACGUCUCCCGAUUCACAAGGACUGAAUGAAACAGCUGCACUCAUUGCACAGAUCUUUUCAAGAGAGCCUUGUGAUGUCAAACUAGGCAUCGGAGGAUUCAGCAUAGGCGCUGCAGCUGCUCUAUAUGCGGCCACACACUACAUUCUUGGCGAAGAUGGUAGCAGACUUCAGUUUCUGGAAAACUUGAGCUCUGUCAUAGUUCUUAGUGGCUGGCUUCCAUUUUACAAGUCAUUGAGGCGCAAAAUGGAUGGAUCGAGCCUCAGCAACGUGCUUCAUGUGAAGCAACUGCAUGUUUUCUUAGGCCAUGGCACAGAGGAUGAGGUGGUGAGCUUUGAACAUGGGGAAAAAUCUGCCUGCAUUCUGCAUUCAGCUGGAUUUCAGAACCUCACUUGGACAAGAUUUGAAGGGCUUUGCCAUGAUACAUGUGGUGCAGAGAUGCUAGAAAUGUGCAGCUGGCUUAAUGAGGCUUUGAAGCUGCAGGGAUGGUAGGAGACUUACUUACAUGAUACAUACACACAUAUGAAUCUUGAUAUCUUCAUUCUUUCUUAGUUUGCUACCAUUCUUGCAAGGAAACAUCUUAUCAUUCUUGAAAUUGUUUGAUAACAGUAGAAAUUUCAGGUUAAAAAAAUAACAUUUUUUUAGUAUUUUUUGGUUUCUAUUGUGCAUUCUCUCAAUGAUGAUAUAAUUCUGUAAUAAUCUGUGUGGAGUAUUAUUUUUUUAGUA
Molecule: messenger RNA, 1153 nt
Organism: Salvia miltiorrhiza (redroot sage)
Lineage: Eukaryota; Viridiplantae; Streptophyta; Magnoliopsida; Lamiales; Lamiaceae
Product: acyl-protein thioesterase 1-like
Exons: 9
Coding region: 152-919 (255 amino acids)
Molecular function (GO): hydrolase activity
Source: RefSeq, a predicted model, not a curated record